Molecule: messenger RNA, 744 nt
Organism: Stereum hirsutum FP-91666 SS1
Lineage: Eukaryota; Fungi; Basidiomycota; Agaricomycetes; Russulales; Stereaceae
Product: h-sco1
Exons: 4
Coding region: 1-744 (247 amino acids)
Biological process (GO): intracellular copper ion homeostasis; mitochondrial respiratory chain complex IV assembly
Cellular component (GO): mitochondrial inner membrane
Molecular function (GO): copper ion binding; copper chaperone activity
Source: RefSeq, a predicted model, not a curated record
AUGCAAGUAAAAGCAAAGACGAACAUCCCACCUCCCAAGAUCAAGGCGACGCGGGAUAACAUCAUGGACGCGAACCGGGAUCGCUCGGCUGUCGGUGUAUUUGGGCCACGAGCUGCACUAGUAUUCUGCGUAGCUGGAGCAGGGCUCUACGCGUACUUUAGAUGGGAGAAGCAGCGGUUGGAGGAGCAAAAGCAAAAAGAGCGCGAAUCUCGCACAGUUGGCCGCGCCAUGGUAGGUGGGCCCUUCCAAAUGCAAACGCACGACGGAAAACCCUUCACCGAAAAGGACCUCCUCGGGAAAUGGUCGCUCAUCUACUUUGGAUUCACGAACUGUCCUGAUAUAUGUCCCGACGAGCUGGACAAGAUGACGGCGGCUGUCAACGAGAUUGACAAGGCAUAUGGUCCCAUCGUCCAACCCAUCUUCGUCUCCGUAGACCCUGCGCGCGACUCACCAGAACAAUUGUCCCUCUACCUCCACGACUUCCACCCCCGUCUUCUCGCCCUGACUGGCGACUACGCCGCCACAAAAGCGAUGUGCAAAGCCUACCGGGUGUACUUCUCUACCCCUCCGGACGCGAAGGUGGACGACGACUACCUCGUAGAUCACAGUAUAUUCUUUUAUCUGAUGGAUCCGGAGGGUAUGUUCGUGGAGGCUUUUGGGAAGAGCAGUGAGGCGGGUGAGGUCGUAGAGAGGUUUGGGAGAGAGGUAGAGCAGUGGAAGAAGGAGAGGGGCAAUGUUGUCUGA